Messenger RNA from Haemonchus placei, 1638 nucleotides. The record is from the annotation of a GenBank genome assembly. Lineage: Eukaryota; Metazoa; Nematoda; Chromadorea; Rhabditida; Trichostrongylidae.
AUGUCUAUCUCAUCGGAAGAAGAUAUCACCGUGAAGACCAAGCGAGAAUUGAGUCCUUCUUCCUGCCAUGUGGACUCCAACGGUCGUGAAGUUUCGUCAAGUGUGAGCGGUUUUUCUCGUUCAUCUUCGAAUACGGAAUUCAAUGACAUGACUAGAUUUGAACAUCCUAACGGUGCUGUUCCGACAAUAAAUGGUACAGUAGCAGCAGGAGAAGAUAAGGAAAAUACGAUGAACAGCGAGCUUGAAAAAACUGAUCUAGCUGACCAAAUGAAUUCUUUGCAUUGCUCAUCUGCACUGACCGAAGAGGAAUUCGAAGAUGAAGUUGAAGAAGUCGAUAUGGAUCUUUAUGCUGCUCUUGGGUUCACACCGGCUCAAAUCGAUCGACUGAAAAAUGCCCCGCUAUGGGCUCCGCUUCCAAAAAAAGCUGUCGCCCCCACAGACGAAGAGGAAGAUGCAGAUUCCGAGGAAAGCUCCGAAGAAGGCGAUGAAAAAGAGCCAACGGAUCCAAAUGAAAGGUCGUGGGAAGUGGCUGUUAUAUUACGGCCGCACAUGGUCAAAUAUCAGGACGGAUCAAAAGAAAAAGAAUAUGUAGUUAUUUGGAAAGACUGGCCAUGGAAUGACUGCUGGAGUUUGGCUCCUGAUUGCUUCGAUGACGCUGACAAAAAGUUGACAGCAGCAGACACAAGGGAGCGCCUGAUCUCACAAAUGGCUGCUCGUAUGCAGCAGAAGGAUCCAAAAGCUUUCGAGCAGGCUUUUCCUAAAUUCCAUAGGCGUCAUGAUUAUACGAGUUGGCAUCGCGUGCAUCUUCGAAUGAUCGAACAGUCAAUUAAUGACGAGCUGGAGGAGCUUGGAAUUGCUCCAAUUUACUUCGAAAAUUGGACAGAUGACGAACGUGCUACCAUCGAUGUGAAAUACCUGACCAGAUGUGCAAUGUCGAUCUCCAACUAUCGUGAGGCCAAAGCAAUAGGUAUUGCUCUCCGUUUGCAGUAUCCAGAGGACGGCGCCGGUUGUGACUGUAAAGACGGCCAGUGCACUCCGUUCUGUCCAUGUGUUAAGAUAAUGGGUCGAGAUCAAAUACGCAUGCGUAGCACUGGUAAAGUCGAUGUCGAUAAGCUUGCGGAAGCAAUCUCUGUCGAAUGCGGAACCACCUGUUCAUGUGAUUCGAACUGCCCGAGUAGAUACGCGGAGCGUGGUAGAAAGGUACCAUUGGUGGUGAUGUAUACGACCACGAAGGGUUGGAGUGUUUUUGCGCCACAAAUCAUCCCGGCUGGAACAUUCCUUGGGACAUAUACAGGCGAGAUCAUACCACUGUGCUCUGCCAUUGCUCAAGGAGUGUCUACCAGUUAUCAAUUUACAAAUAUUCAUCAAAUACCUGGCACAAAGCAGUAUGUCGUUGAUGCAUCACGUAUGGGAAAUGAAACGCGAUACUUCAAUCACGCCUGUGGUGACGCUGCUAAUCUCAAGGCUGUAUCGCUUUUGUCUCGCGGCAAUCUGCUCACUAACAACAUGCUUUUCUUCACAAAACGAACGAUCUCUAAAGGUGAAGAACUCACCUUCUCAUAUCGUGGUAAGGAUGCUGAAGAACAAAAGAAUGGCAUUCGGUGCUUAUGCACACCUGGCUGUCAAAGUCGGUUAUGA